GACGCUUGCGUCGCUAUUGGACGUCAUAGUAAAGCGCCCUGACCGCGCAGACUUCUGGGACCUGGAGUCCGAGCAUAGGCCGACCAUUGAUUGGGAGCGCGGACGUCAGAACCCUCUACGCAGGCGCAGUGCUUUCCCACCCGAAGAGGCGCCGUCUUCCUGGGUCCCGAGCACAGUGCGCCGGAGGACUCUGCCCUUUCCUACAAGAACACAAAGGAGGGAAUGGCAGCUGUGUCUCCGACUGCCAGAUGCCAGGAAACAGUGACAUUCGAGGAUGUGGCCGUGAUUUUCACAGACGAAGAGUGGAGCCAUCUGGUGCCCAUUCAGAGGGAUCUGUACAAGGAGGUGAUGCUGGAGAACUAUAGGAGCAUUGUCUCAUUGGGACUUCCAGUUCCUCAAGCUGAAGUAAUUUUUCAGUCAAAAAGAGGGGAUAUUCCUUGGAUAAUUGAUCUUCAUGGAUCUAAGGAGAGAGAAUGUCCAGAGAAGAUCUCUCUAGACUGGGAGGCUAAGUCUGAGAUUCAAGUUGCUUCAGAUGAAGAAAAAUCAAAAGGAACAUUGAAGGACAGGCUUGGAAGGAAAAGUCCUCUGUGUCCUAAAUUUGAAGAUCUGACUGUGGAGGAUGACUUGGAGACAGAGGAGGAAAGCCCUGCAGUAGAAACCUGCAAAAAUUCCCUUUCCUCGGAGGAAAGUUUACGGCAAGGGUCAACCCCUUCCAAGAAAAUUCUCCCUAAAGAGAGAGACCAGGAAUGCAGUGACUGUGGAAAGAGCUUUUUUGACUACUCAUCCCUCAUCCGACAUCAGAGGACUCACACUGGAGAAAAGCCCUAUGACUGUCAUGAGUGUGGGAAAGCCUUCAGUCACAGGAGCAGUCUCAGUAGACAUCUGAUGUCUCACACUGGGGAGAUCCCUUAUGAAUGCAACGUGUGUGGGAAAGCCUUUUUUGACCGUUCAUCCCUAACUGUUCAUCAGCGAAUUCAUACUGGAGAGAAGCCCUUUAAAUGCAGUGAGUGUGGAAAAGCCUUCUUUGACCGUUCAUCCCUUACUCGACAUCAGAGAAUUCAUACAGGAGAAAGUCCUUAUGAAUGUAAUCAGUGUGGGAAAGCCUUCAGCCAGAAAAGUAUUCUUACUCGACAUCAGCUAAUCCAUACUGGAAGAAAGCCUUAUAAAUGUAAUGAGUGUGGGAAAGCCUUUUAUGGCGUCUCAUCACUGAACAGACAUAAAAAAGCUCAUGCUGGAGAGCCUCGUUAUCAGUGCAACCAGUGUGAGAAAGCUUUCUUUGACCGCUCCUCCCUUACACAACACCAGAAGAUUCACACUGGAGACAAGCCAUAUGAAUGCAAUGAAUGUGGGAAAGCCUUUAGCCAAAGAUGUCGGCUUACACGACAUCAGAGAGUUCAUACAGGAGAGAAACCCUUUGAGUGCAGUGUGUGUGGGAAAGUUUUCAGUUCUAAGUCAUCAGUUAUUCAACAUCAACGUAUCCUGACAGGAAAGAAACCUUGGAAGUGCAAUGAGUGUGAGAAAGCCUUUAGUUACUAUUCAGCUUUUGUCUUGCACCAGAGAAUUCACACAGGGGAAAAACCAUAUGAAUGUAACGAAUGUGGUAAAGCCUUUAGCCAGAGCAUACACCUUACUCUGCACCAGAGAAUCCACACUGGAGAGAAACCCUAUGAAUGUCAUGAAUGUGGGAAGGCCUUCAGUCACCGCUCAGCCCUUAUUCGGCAUCACAUAAUUCAUACUGGAGAGAAACCCUAUGAAUGCAAUGAAUGUGGGAAGGCCUUUAACCAGAGUUCAUACCUUACUCAACAUCAGCGGAUUCAUACUGGAGAGAAACCUUAUGAGUGUAACGAAUGUGGGAAGGCCUUCAGCCAAAGCACAUUCCUUACUCAACAUCAAGUCAUUCACACUGGAGAAAAACCCUAUAAGUGUAAUGAAUGUGGGAAAGCCUUUAGUGAUCGUUCAGGUCUUAUUCAGCACCAGAGAACUCAUACUGGGGAGAGGCCUUAUGAGUGUAACGAAUGUGGGAAAGCCUUUGGCUACUGUUCAGCCCUGACUCAACAUCAGAGAACUCACACUGGGGAGAAACCCUAUAAAUGCAAUGAUUGUGCCAAAGCAUUCAGCGACCGCUCAGCCCUUAUUCGUCAUCAGAGAACACACACUGGAGAGAAACCUUACAAGUGUAAGGAUUGUGGAAAAGCUUUCAGCCAGAGCUCCUCUCUUACAAAACAUCAGAAAACUCACACUGGAGAAAAACCCUAUAAGUGUAAGGAAUGUGGAAAGGCCUUUAGCCAGAGUUCAUCUCUUUCUCAACAUCAGAAAACUCAUGCUGGAGGAGAAACCAAGGAAUACGGAAAAGCUUUCAGUGGUCAUUCAGCCUUUGGCCAGCAAAAGAGAAUUCAUACUGGAUAGACUGUGUAAAUGUGGCACAUUCAGACAUAUUUAUUGGACAUUUACUGUAUGCAAUGUGGGGGCUACAAAGAAAUUUAAAACUUAUAAAACAUAUAUUAAUUGAGAAAUCAUUGUUUAUAUGAAGCAUAGCUUAUUCAGAAUAUGAAAGAAGGGUUUUACAUUUUUUAAAAUGCCCCAAUGGAGGACAUUGUGAGUUUUCUUGGGGAAAGAGGAAAAUUAUUUCCAAUAUUUUAAUAUGUAUUAAGCUAUCUUAUCAUUGUGAGAAAUAGAGUAUGCCAUGGUGAAAAAAGGACGUCUUGACUCGGUAAUCUCAUCAUGCUAAGGGGAUAAAGUUCUAAAGAGAUAGGGGAAUUGCAGGGGUAGAAAAGAGUUUGUCCAGGAUGGAAAGUCGAAGUAGAAGGGACGUUGUCCUUAGUCUUAAAUGCAAGGGUACAGUAAAGGUAGAUGGAAAGGACAGGGGAAAAGACCUGGGGCGUGAACUUGAGGUGUUGAUGAGAUAACUACUAAAAUGAGUGCUCACAUCUGGAAAAAUAUUAGUCAGAUUUGUUGCAAAAUCUCCUUGAGGGCAGCUUUCCCCCGAAGCCAGGCAAUGUUGGCCUGGGAGUCUGCUUCUACGCUUUUUGUCUUUUAGACCCUGCUUAUUGAGACCAAGAAUCACAUUAACUCCCAAGUGUCAAGACCUGCAGCCUAGAAAGGGAGAGGACAGAUGGGGCCUUUGAGGAUUUCAAUUAUUGUAAGCCAUCUGUUACUUGGAAUGUGCUUAUUUAUGAAGGUUUACCUCAGUUGUAUGUAGUUUUUACUUUAGACUUUUUCAUAUCAUAGUAAAAUUUAGUUGUGGACUUGAAUUGACACUGCAUAUUAGCUUGUACAAAACUUGAAAAGACUUUGAAAUUUUUGCCUCUUACCAUUUUCCCCUAGGAUAGAUACAGAUGACAUCUUUGUAUAUGUAUUUUUUUCAUUGAAAGUUUGAAGGUUAUUGGAAACAUUUUGAGUGCUGUGUUUUUAGUUUUCAUGAAUUUGAUGUGUCUUGGUGUGAGUUUCUUGAGUUUGUCCUGUUUGCUGAGUUUCUUGAGUCUGAACAGUAGGUUUAUGUCUUGUGCUAAAUUUGGGGAAUUUUCAGACAUCAUUUCUUUGAAUACACACUUCUGCAGGGAUUGUGAUGGUACAAAUGUUAGAUCUUGGCCUAUAGUACCACAAGUUCCUUUUUUUUUCUUUUUUUCUUCAGUGUGUCUUUGUCUUAGUCUACUCACGCUGCUCUAACAAAAUACCAUAUGCCAGGUAUCUCAAACAACAGAAAUUUAUGAAGCAGAGAUCAAGGUGUUCAUCUUUUUUCUCUGGUAAGGGCUUUCCUCCUGGUUUGCAGAAGGCCACCUUCUUGCUGUGUCCUCAUAUGGCCUUUCUUUGGUACAUGCAUGUGCUUUCUCUCCUCUUACAAGACCCCCAGUCCUAGGGAAUUAGGACCCAGUCUUAUGAUCUCCCUUAAUUACCUCCUAAAAGCCCUGUCUCCAAAUAGUCACACUGGGAGUUAGUACCUCAACAUAAAAAUUGGGGGGAGACAAAUUCAAUCUAUAUCAUUCUUUCCCUCUCCCCCCGACCCCACCAAAUUCAUGUUCUUACAUGCAAAGGUACAUUCAUUCCAACAGUCAUAACUCAUUCUAUCAACUCUGAAGCCCAAGGUCUCAUCUAAAAAUCACCUAAAUCAAAUAUGGGUGAGACUCAAGGUAUAAUUCAUCCUGAGGUAGACUUCCUGCCGCGGACCAUAACAGCAGUAGACGAUGAGGCCGUCUCAGGGUUGAGAGACUGCGCAGGGUGGUCAGGGAUUCGGUUAAAGAAAUGACAAACAGACACACUUCAAGAGAGAGUGUAAAUCUGAGUGCUCUUUAUUUUAGUUAGUGGUUAGUAUAUAUAUGUUUUUUCUAAAGGCAUAGGAUCGGUAAACAUCAAAGAAAUCAGCUUGCUCAUAGGUUUAGCUUAUCAUUGACAGGGCAGUGAUUUAUGUCCAAAAUACAUCUGGACCUAGCUGCAUUCCUAAGUAGACAGGCUAUUAACUCUUUCUAUAUUCUUGUACUAAUUACUACUACUACUACUACCUACUUAUGUUUACUCAUAAUUAAUUGUCAUGGGUGAAUUUAUAUUAUAAUGCAGUUAAUAUCAAAGGUACUAAAGUUAAGCACAUAAUAGAAAGAUUAUUAAACUAACAAUUCUAUUAUAACACAGUGUUUAGUAAUGUUUCAUUUGCAUUAGCCUAAUUAUUAAAUUACGUAUGUUUUUUAAUUAGCAAUCAAUGACCAGAAAAAGGAAAGAUUUUAGAAAGACAGUUGUAGCAGAAUAAAGUUUGUAGGCCUUGAGAAAGCGAGAUAAGGUUCCAGGUGGUCAGCAUUUCUUUUAAUCAUCUUUGUGGCAGCUUCUGGUGGUCGUUAUCUCUUGGCAGGCAUUCGGCUUUUCUGCAUCUUAGGGAGUUUGCUGUUCUCCCCCUGCGCACAUGGUUCCUUGCCCACACCGGACCUCAGGGACCAUGGCAACAGCCAUUAGCCCUGAGGGUCACUGCAGGGGGAGGUGCAGCAACUUCCCACUCACCUUCCCACUCACCAGAUAAGUUAUGUGCUUGCAAAAUACAAUUGCAGGACAGGCAUAUGGUAGACAUCCCCAUUCCAAAAGGGAGAAAUAGGAAAAGAAAGCUAACAGGUUCUAAGCAAGUCCAAAACUUAUCAAGAAAAUUCCAUCAUAACUUAAGGCUUGGCAAUAAUCUUUGACUUAAUGCCUUCUAGACCCACAAAGACAUUGGUUCUGCCUCCCUGAUUCACUGGAGGGGCAGUUCUGCUGUUAAGGCGAUUUUUCAGAGAAACCAGAAGGCACAGAGAGGUGGAGAGAGAUUUAUUUGUCUCACCUGCAGACCCAGUGGUACAGCUCCCGAAAGUCUGAUCCCCAGUAGCAGGAAUGGUAAGGUUUUAUACAUUUUGUAUGCAGAAGUUGUCACCCAAUCCAUCAUAGACUCUAUUGUUUGGGAAGGGGGUCAAAGCAGCCGUCCAUACUAUUGUGGACAAAUAGCACACCCAGCAACUUUCUGCUUCAGCAAGGAGCAGAAUCCAAGCAGCAGCAAGUAGCAGACUUAGCAACUUCUGCUUCACUGCCACCAAGACUUCACCGGGCAGCCUCAGGGUUACAGUUAGAAGCCACAUAACUAGUUGAAACUGAGGCAGUUUCCCAACCCUUUGAAACUGGGAAGGCAGCCUGAUGAUCUCUGAAUGAACUUUGGAGUCAUUCUUCCCUUUCCUUGAUGCAUAACACAGGUUUGCAGCUGAAUAGCUCUAUUGUCUGGCUCUAGAGGCUCCAAAAAACCUCCUUUCAUUUUGCUCACUUUUUUUUUUUCUGUCCCCUUGGGCAGUGUUUUUGCUGGUAUAAUCCCAUUUCUGUUCCUGGCUUCUGCUUAGAUCGUUGAGUAAGUCCAUGAGUCCUGCCCAUGGUCUCUUUAUUACAGAGAUGUUGAGCCACAUCCUUAGUGUCAAUUUCAGAUCAAGCCUUCUCAUAUUUUGUAAUAUAGACAAAAUUUUCCAAAUCUCUACAUUCUAGAUCCUUUUUGCUUUGCAAUUCCUUCCUCAAUUCAUCUCACAUUUUACUAUAAGCAAUCAGGGGGGCCCAAACUGCACCUUCAGUACUUUGUUGACAAAUUUAUGCUGAAUAGCCAAUCUCAUUUAUCAUAAAUUCUACCUUCCACAGAAUACUAGAACAUAGUUCAGCCAAGUUCUCUGCCACUUUACAAGGAUUGCCUUGCUUCCUGUUUCCAGUAACAUGUUUCUCUUCUCUCCUGAAUGACCUUUAACAGCCACAUAUCUAGCAUGCACCUCACAGCCCUUCCAGCCUCUACCCAUUACCCGUUCCAAAGCCACUUCCAUAUUUUUGGGUCUUUGUUGUGGCAGCACUUGGUACCAAAAUCUGCUUGGGCUGCCAUAACAAAAUAGGCAAAUUUAGUUCUCAUAAUUCUGGGGACUGGGAAGUUCAAGAUCAAGGUGCCAACUGAUUUGGUUUCUGGUGAAAGCUGUCUCCCUGGCUUUUAGACAGCUACCUUAUAUGGCCUCAAGGUCUUCCCUCAGUUUCUCCUUCCUUCCCUCUCUCUUCCUCCUCCUUGUAAGACUGCCAGUCCUGUCAGAUUAGGACCCCACAUUUACUAUUUCGUUUAACCUUAAUUACCUUCUAAAAGUUCUACUUCUACAUACAAUUACAUUGGGAGUUAGAGCUUCACAUACGGAUUUGGGGUGGGGGAGACACAAUUCAGCCCAUAGCAGUUUUCACCCUAUAUUGUUCAGAUUGGGUGUUAUCUUUUUUUUUUUUUAAGAUUUAUUUUAUUUAUACAAGAACCAGGGUACAGGCCAGAUGUGCGGGAGGGUAAGAGGAUUCACUAGAGACAGAACGGGGAACAGGACAGGCAGACUGACGAAAUACACUGCUGAGGGGAACUGCAGGCGAGACACAAGAGGUCUGCUGCACCAUGUGGGAUUCUUGCCAGCUGGCCGACCAGGAUCGAAACCACACUGUAGACAGCUUCACAGUGCGGCGCUCAAAUGCCUGCACCACCAGGGAGGCCCUGUUAAUCUGUUUUUUAUCUGUAAUCCACGGACUGUCCCCAUCAUCAGGCUUUAUUUCCAUUUAUUGUGUUUUUCAGUUCCAUUUGAUUCUUUAUGUGUUUUAUUUCUUACUGAGACUUCCUAUUUUUUUAAAUUUAUGUCAAGCAUGUUUUUAAUUGUUCUUUGAGGCAUUUUCAUGAUGGCUGUUUUAAAAUCCUUCCCAGGUUAUUCUAACAGUUAUGUUAUCCUGGUGUCUGUGGAUUAUCUAUUCAUUCAAGUUGAGAUUUCUAUGGUUCUUGGUGUGCUGAGUGAUUUUCAGUUGAAAUCUAGAUAAUUUAGAAAUGAUAAGACCCUAUAUCCUGCUUAAAUCUGUUAGGGCAGGUCUCACUGUCACUCGUUUGGUGGAGAAAGGGUUGAGAGGAGGGGAUUUACUACUUGUAAGCUGGUAUUGGAGUCCAGGUUCAUCACUGGCCUCUAUUGACACCUGGUACAGGGGUCCUCACUGCUGAGUGGGGGUGGUAUUACAGAUCUGCACUAGACCUCCAAUGAUGCCACUUUGGCUGGAAAAGGUAGGAGAGUCUUGCUGCUCCCCAUGUGGCCUCCACUGGCACCAAACCAGUAAGGAGGGGAGAAACAUCUUGUCUCUAGUAGGGUUGGAAGCCUCAACUCAUGACAUGGUCUCCAGUGAUGCUGCUGGGGUGGGUAGGGAGAGGGAUUGGUUUUGAAAAUCCUGUCCCCUACUUGAU
This is a messenger RNA of Talpa occidentalis (Iberian mole), 7714 nucleotides long. RefSeq names its product zinc finger protein 2 (gene ZNF2). NCBI's taxonomy places the organism in Eukaryota, Metazoa, Chordata, Mammalia, Eulipotyphla, Talpidae. The coding region runs from base 223 to 2406 and encodes 727 amino acids. The record is from RefSeq and is a predicted model, not a curated record. The transcript is spliced from 7 exons. Gene Ontology annotation, biological process: regulation of immune system process; regulation of cytokine production; negative regulation of transcription by RNA polymerase II.